Messenger RNA from Alnus glutinosa, 3855 nucleotides. Its product is annotated as glutamate receptor 3.3. The transcript is spliced from 8 exons. The record is from RefSeq and is a predicted model, not a curated record. Gene Ontology annotation, molecular function: glutamate-gated receptor activity. Lineage: Eukaryota; Viridiplantae; Streptophyta; Magnoliopsida; Fagales; Betulaceae. Bases 382 to 3141 code for a protein of 919 amino acids. Gene Ontology annotation, cellular component: plasma membrane.
CAUUUGCUUCCCACGUGGAUUUCUCCUUUCCUCUAUCUCGUUUUGUUGUUCUGUUCCGGGUUUUAACCUUUUAAUCUUUAUUAAGUGUUCAAUGCGCCUUUUUUAUUGAACUUUUUAGUUAACCCACAUAGCUGAUCUUUCUUCACGGAGGUUAGGUUUAUGAUUUCAGUCCACCUAAUGGCUAAUUACAUGUGAGUUUUGCCUUUUCCGAUGGAAGCUCAAAGAAACCUAUGCCAAGCAACCCAAGUAUCAAUGGGGGGUUCUUUAUGCUGAGCUCUGAUGGGUAAUUCUUUGAUCUCAAUUCUGCACAAAUUUUAUCGCGGAAACCUUGUGUCAGAUUUAUCUUGCGGCAGGUGAAGAUAACUGUUCCACUUGUUCAAAAUGAAUCUUAUUUGGUUUAUUUUGUUACUGUUUCUCCACUUCGGGUUGUUCCCAAAUGGGUUUAGCAAGAAUGUUUCUUCAAGACCUGCGGUUGUGAAUAUUGGAGCUGUUUUUACGUUAAACUCUACCAUUGGAAGAGUUGCCAAGAUUGCCAUUGAUGAAGCUGUGAAAGAUGUCAACUCCAAUUCCAGCAUUCUCCAUGGAACAAAACUUAUUGUAAAAAUGACAGACUCCAAUUGCAGUGGGUUUUUGGGCAUGGUUGAAGCUUUGCAAUUUAUGGAGACUGAUGUAGUCGCUAUCAUAGGCCCACAAUCUUCUGUAGUUGCCCAUAUUAUAUCCCAUGUUGUAAAUGAACUCCAAGUUCCUCUAUUAUCAUUUGCGGCUACAGACCCCACUCUUGCUUCCCUUCAGUUCCCGUUUUUUGUUAGAACAACUCAUAGUGAUUUGUACCAAAUGACGGCAGUGGCUGAGGUUGUUGAUUAUUAUGGUUGGAAGGAGGUAAUUGCAAUUUUCAUUGAUGAUGACUAUGGACGGAAUGGUGUGUCAGCAUUAGAUGAUAAACUGGCGGAGAGGCGCUGUAGGAUCUCCUACAAGGAGGGAAUUAGCCCUGGGUCUGGAGUUAAUCGGGGUGACAUUAUGGAUAUUCUGGUUAAGGUUGCAUUAAUGGAAUCUCGGAUUAUUGUUCUGCAUGUAAAUCCUGAUUCUGGAUUCAUGUUUUUCUCUGUGGCACACUAUCUUGGAAUGAUGGGCAAUGGUUAUGUAUGGAUAGCUACAGAUUGGCUCUCGUCUGUUUUAGAUUCUUCUUCUCCUCUCCCGUCAGAGACCAUGGAUUCCAUGGAAGGAGUUCUUGUUUUGCGCCAACAUACACCAGAUUCAGAUAGAAAAAGAGCGUUUUUGUCUAGGUGGAAAAAGAUUACUGGUGGUUCUCUGGGGUUGCAUUCGUAUGGGCUUUAUGCUUAUGAUUCUGUUUGGCUGGUUGCUCAUGCUAUUGAUGCAUUUUUUAACCAGGGAGGAGUAAUUUCAUUUUCUAAUGAUUCUAGGUUGCAUUCUGUAGGAGGAGGUAAUCUCCACCUUGAAGCAAUGAGCAUUUUUAAUGAUGGAAUGCUCCUGUUGCAGAACAUCUUGCAGAGUAACCUUGUUGGCUUGGCAGGUCCUAUAAAAUUUAACUCAGAUAGGUCUCUUAUUCUCCCUGCAUAUGAUAUUAUUAACGUGGUUGGAACUGGUUAUCGACGGAUUGGUUACUGGUCAAACUAUUCUGGUUUAUCAGUUGUGCCUCCUGAGAUGCUCUAUGCGAGGCCACCUAAUGAUUCAAGUGCAAACCAGAAACUGACCGAUGUUAUCUGGCCAGGAGAUACAUCACUGAAGCCCCGUGGAUGGGUUUUUCCAAACAAUGGGAAGGUAUUGAUAAUUGGUGUACCUAAUCGAGCUAGUUUCCGGGAAUUUGUAUCACAAGUGCGAGGGACUGAUAUGUUCAAGGGUUUCUGCAUAGAUGUAUUUACAGCAGCUGUAAACUUGUUACCUUAUGCUGUUCCAUACCGAUUUGUUCCCUUUGGAGAUGGUCAUGAAAACCCAAGCUACACAGGGCUUGUAAAUGGGAUCAUAUCGGGUAAGUUUGAUGCCGCUGUCGGUGACAUUGCAAUUAUUACAAAUAGGACAAGAAUUGUAGAUUUUACCCAGCCAUAUGCUUCAUCUGGACUUCUUGUUGUGGCCCCAUUUAAGAAAAUGAAUUCUGGUGCUUGGGCUUUCCUGCGGCCAUUUAGUAAAUUUAUGUGGAUUGUCACUGCUUGUUUCUUUCUUCUUAUUGGAAUAGUCGUAUGGAUUCUGGAGCAUAGAAUAAAUGAUGAAUUCAGGGGCCCUCCUAGGAAACAAUUUAUAACCAUUGUAUGGUUUAGCCUCUCAACUCUGUUUUUCGCCCAUAAAGAGAAUACUGUGAGCACCCUCGGUCGUAUGGUGCUACUCAUAUGGCUCUUUGUUGUUUUGAUAAUCAACUCAAGCUACACUGCGAGUCUGACAUCAAUCCUCACAGUGCAACAGCUGUCCUCCCAUAUCAAAGGGAUUGACAGCUUAAAGAAUAGCGAUGAGCGAAUUGGGUACCAAGUGGGUUCUUUUGCUGAACACUAUUUAGAGGAACUUGGCAUAUCCAAAUCUAGGCUUGUUGCCCUUGGAUCACCUGAAGCAUAUGCUUCAGCGCUCCAGCUUGGUCCUAAAAAAGGCGGUGUUGCUGCAAUUGUUGACGAACGCCCGUAUGUAGAACUUUUCCUAUCAAGUCAGUGCAAAUUCAGGGUUGUAGGUCAAGAGUUCACCAAAAGCGGCUGGGGUUUUGCAUUUCCACGAGACUCCCCAUUAGCAGUUGACAUGUCAACUGCGAUUCUACAACUGUCUGAGAAUGGUGAUCUCCAGCGGAUCCGUGAUAAGUGGCUGAUACGAAGCACUUGCGGUUUAGAGAAUACUGAAAUUGAGUCAGAUAAGCUUCAGCUUAAAAGCUUCUGGGGCCUCUUCCUUAUUUGUGGGAUAGCUUGCUUCGUUGCACUCUUCAUAUAUUUCUUGCAGAUUAUGCUGCAGUUAUGCCGUACUGCCCCUUCUGAAUCUGUUUCACCUGGUUCACAUAGCUCAAUUUCUGGGCGCGUUCGGAGAUUGAUAUCAUUAAUGGACGAGAAGGAAGACCACUCAAAUAGUGGAAGUAAAAGAAGGAAAGUGGAAAGAUCAUUAUCCGACAAUGAUAAGGAGUUGGGGAGUAAUCCCAGUAGACAAACAAAUUAAAAUGACUGCAGGGAUCUACAUCAACUCAGGCAAUUAACUCAUUUGUUUUACCAUCCUUAAUAGUAACGUUACAUGUCCGUGAUAUAUAUAGAUUAUAACUGUUUAAAUGCGCUUGUAUCGGUUAUUUUUGUCUAGAACAACAAAAAAAAAGUCCUUUAUUUUGUAGGAAUAUGUGCUGGAAGCAUAUUUUAUUCCAAGAUCUUGUUUUAUACAUGUCAAUGGAUUUCAAUGCCAAUGUGAAGCUGACGAUGAAAUAUACUUCAUAUUACUGACCUUGUCAUUUUUGUCCAAGAUCUAUCUACAUUAUAUCGAGUUCCUGACUUUGUGUGUGUUGUGUGGUCGAUGACUUGUUGAUCUCCGUUCGACUGUAGGGACUUACUGAGAGGCUCGGUCAAGUGACUAUCGACGUUCGUUCGACCGAAUGUUGCAAUUUUUGACAAACCGACAUGUUCCAUCGAUAGCCAGUUGAAGCUUAUUCGACCGCGGGACUUCAUUGCGAGGUUCUAUUCAAACGGAACUUCUAUCUAUUUGGACGCGACUCAACAGUUUCAUUUUAUUUUGCUUUUCUACUAGGGUUUUGAAUUGUUUUUCUAUAUAAACACGCUUAUGACGCCUUUGGCUGCAUGUCAUGUUUAUUUUUCUUCAAUUAAAAAAAGAAAAAGAAAAAAGAAAAACACUCAGAGGUUUAGUUUUCUCCUAUUUUGACUCACAUCA